AUGCUGCACAAGCUGCGACGACUUGGACUGACUGUUGUCAUACUCCAGAUUCCUGCUCAGAUCGCCCUGGGCGCUGCUCAAUCGUACGGCAGUAUUUCCUCCGCCGCAGGCGUGUAUAAUUCUUCGGUCACCCCGGAAAACCUACCGUGGAAUACCUACAAUUACUGCAAUGCACCUCAUGUCAAUGCCAAACAUUAUCAACUUCCUGUGAACGCCCCAAAUGCGACGCUCGUCUACAUGAACGUUGUACUCCGUCAUCACAAGAGAACACCGGAUAAUCUCUACCCAGACGAGAACGAACUCAAUGCCAUACCUUGGAACUGCUCUGAUUUUCUUCAGUUCAGCUAUGGUGGGGGCACAACCGCUAUCUACCAUGAGACCAUCAGUCCGCCUUGGCACCCCUUCCUCAGUCAAAUCUGGAACGGAACAUGCGACCAGGGCCAAGUCACGCAGGAGGGGCUGGAUGAUGCGGUUCGUCAUGGCGAAGACUUCUGGGCGGUCUAUGCCGGGGAAUUGGAUUUCUUGCAGACCGUCAACGAACACGACAUCUUCAUCCGCACAUCUACCGAGACUCGAACAUUCCAGGUCGCGGGCGGCCUUCUGACGGGAAUGGAUCCAGCUAUGGCCACCAAGACGUUUCCGGUGACCACUCAGCCAUCUGCGAUCGAUUCUAUACCCCCGGACUACUCCUGCCCAAAUGCAGACAAUAUACGCGACGCGUACCAGUCUGUGCCCGCAUGGACCAACCAUCUCGAAGAGAACGCGGACUUGCAAAAUUGGCUGUGUGAAACGACGGGCACCACUGGCUUGACGGCGUGGACGUCCUGGUACGACCACUUCUUCGACACUUUCACCUCGCGGACCUGCAAUGGCCACCCUUUACCAUGCAACUCCACGGGAGCAUGUGUCUCUGAGCAAGAUGCCGCCAAGGUAUUUGCGAUAGGCGACCUUGAGUACAACUAUAUCUGGAAUGCCGCCGUGAACGCGACAACAUAUACCCAGCUCACGUUCGGCGUAUUUUUCAUUGAGCUCACCCACAAUUUCAAACUGUUCCGCGCAGGCGGAGAAACAUACAAAUUGAGGCUCUUCGUUGGUCACGACGGAACGAUGAUCCGGUUAGCAUCCUUGCUUGGCCUGGGCAAAAUCGCCCCCCUUCGCUGGCCAGCAAUGGGAUCUGAAAUUGUCAUAGAGGUGUGGCAGGUGACGGAUGGCGAGCAUUUUGUUCGGGUUAUACACGAAGGCACACCUGUUUCCACGCUUGCUUGGGUCCCGCUCAACGCGUUCAUUGGCCUGCUUGAAUCUCAGAUUCCAGAGGACGUCUUCCAGGCGUGUAUGGGAAGCUGA
Messenger RNA from Postia placenta MAD-698-R-SB12, 1344 nucleotides. RefSeq lists its product as hypothetical. Gene Ontology annotation, molecular function: phosphatase activity. Bases 1 to 1344 code for a protein of 447 amino acids. NCBI's taxonomy places the organism in Eukaryota, Fungi, Basidiomycota, Agaricomycetes, Polyporales, Adustoporiaceae. The record is from RefSeq and is a predicted model, not a curated record. The transcript is spliced from 8 exons. Gene Ontology annotation, biological process: dephosphorylation.